AUGCGUCGCAAAUCCGUCAAACCAUCCGAAUAUCCAGCCCUACCGUUUCACUUCAUCCGCUUCGUCCUCUUCCUCUCAUCCCUCCUCGUCGCCAUCAUCCUCGCUGUCUUCGCCUACAAGCUCCACCAAGCCGAUCAGAAAUUCCCUUGGGCUUUCCUUGUGCUGAUUAUAGCUGCCUUCCUCUCCCUCCUAAACCUCAUUUUCACCACAAUCCUCCACUGCUGCUACGGCCUCUCCCCGCGUCUCUCGCUAAUCACAAACUCCGUCGUCUUCGUCAUCUGGGCUGUCGCUUUCGUCCUCCUCGCCUGGGCCGUCUCACACACGAUUCUCACAACAUGCAACGCCACAUAUUGGGCCACGUCAACCGGCAUCGCGGUCUGCCGCAUGUUCAAGGCCCUUUUCUCAUUCACGAUUAUCGGCGCGGCAGCUCUUAUUACAUCCAUAAUACUUGACGUCAUCGCGUACCGUCGUCAAACAAGACUCGGAGAAUAUGACCCCAUGGCAUUGGGCAUAGAAGGGCACAGUCUGGCGGAGUAUAAGCCAGGGGCACAUAAUCGGGAUAGCAGUGCGCUUUCGGGGUCGUUCCCGCAUCCAGCUAUAGGCGCUGGCCCGGGGCUCGUCGAUGAUGAUAGGGCACCGCUUGUUUCAGGAGGAAGAUACGAUGCCUCGGGCCAUUUGAGGGGCCGCUCGGAAGAAAUGGAUAUUGGGGAGAGUAGACCGUUGCAUCAGCCACCUCCGUAUGCUAGUAAUCCGGUGUUGGAGAGGUAUUCGGACGGACCCCAGCACCCGCACUCCGGGAUGAGGAUGAGUGCCUAUGAUAACCCGUACGGGUAUGGACAGCAGACGAGCUAUGACCCCACAGCCUAUAGGUGA
This is a messenger RNA of Aspergillus nidulans FGSC A4, 873 nucleotides long. RefSeq lists its product as uncharacterized. The transcript has 2 exons. NCBI's taxonomy places the organism in Eukaryota, Fungi, Ascomycota, Eurotiomycetes, Eurotiales, Aspergillaceae. Bases 1 to 873 code for a protein of 290 amino acids. The record is from RefSeq and is a predicted model, not a curated record.